Messenger RNA from Tripterygium wilfordii, 3109 nucleotides. RefSeq names its product pentatricopeptide repeat-containing protein At1g05670, mitochondrial-like. Lineage: Eukaryota; Viridiplantae; Streptophyta; Magnoliopsida; Celastrales; Celastraceae. Gene Ontology annotation, molecular function: protein binding. The transcript is spliced from 4 exons. Bases 395 to 2482 code for a protein of 695 amino acids. The record is from RefSeq and is a predicted model, not a curated record.
CCACGGCUUCCAAAUUGCGAUCCUCGAGUGGCGGCUCUGCUCUGUCCGUUGGCGAAGCGUGCUAAACCUCGCAAAUUAUUUAUAGUCCUUUCCCAGGCUUUGCCGGAAGAGCCAUUCGAAAACUCUCUCUCUCUUUCUAACUCUUUUUCCAAGUUGCAGUACUCACAUGCUGAGGUACUUCUUUCCUCUUUUCCUUCGUGAAUUGAUAGAAAAUACAGUACUUCUCUACCUUAUUUAAGAUUGUUAGUUUGGGACCGUUUCUUCCUUAGUAUGUAGAGAAUUCUGGGUGUUUAUCGUUUUGAGCCAAAAGGUAUGGUCUUUGUGAAACUUCAUGGUUGGCUUAGCCUAUGGAGGUAAGGGAGCUUGUGUUUGAUAAAACUCCAUCUCGGUAUUAAUGGGCGUUUGUUUUUAUUUGGGAAAAAAAUGCUUGCUUGAAUCCGGUUUGUUUAAGAAGAAAGUUAUUUUUCUGGGAAAGAUUUUUUCCAGGCCUUACCAUUCAGCAACUUCGGCUUUGUCGUUGGAAGAACAGUUUGAUGAAAGUCCAGCUAUCCACAGUCACGAAAUCGAAAAUUGCAGUGGUCGGACGAAGGGGGUUGGUAUUCCUAAAAGACCCAGAUUAUUUCCAUUGGCUCUGCGAGUGGUUAAGACUUUGAAUUGGCAGGUUACAAGGAAAAUGAGGUUCCAUAACGCUGAGAAGAUACAUGGUUUUGCUCAUUCAAUUGAUGCAUUUAGAAUCAUUGUUCACAUGUUUGCAUCUGCUGGGAUGGAGAUGGAAGCAUAUUCUUUGCUUUUAGACAUUGUUUGCUAUUAUGAGGUAUUUAAUCGAGAUAUGUUUGAGUUGUUUUCGGUUUUACUGGAUUCGCCACAGCAUUCUGAAAGAUCAAUUGUUGUCUUUGAUGUCCUGAUGAAGGUUUUUGCAGCCAAUUCGAUGCUUGUGAAUGCGGUGGAUGUUUUUUUUGAAACCAAGAAAGUUGGGCUUACGCCAAAUAUUUUUUCAUGCAAUUUCUUGCUUAAGUGUUUGAUGGAAGCAAGUAAAGCAGAUUUUGUCAGACUGUUGUUUGAAGAUUUAAAGAUUAAUGGUCCGUCACCAAAUGUUUAUACUUACACUAUAAUGAUGAAUUUUUAUUGUAAAGGACACUUUGGGCAGGCUGUAGAUAUUGAACACGCAACUGAUAUUUUGAAGGCUAUAGAAAAGAGUGGGGAAAGCACUAGUGUUGUAACUUACAGUACAUAUAUAUAUGGACUUUGUAAAGCUGGUUAUGUUGACUGUGCUUUGGUUUUUCUUCGAGAUUUGAAAUGUAGAAAUCAGCCUCUGAAUAGUUAUUGCUAUAAUUCUGUUAUCUUUGGGUUUUGCCAACAAGGUCAGUUAUGCAAAGCAUUAGAAGUUUUUGAAGAAAUGAAGAAUCAUGGAAUAUUACCAGAUGCUUAUAGCUUCAGUAUUUUGAUUGAUGGGUUUUGUAAGAAAGGGGAUAUUGAAAACGGCCUCCAUAUAGUACACGGAAUGCUGCGUUCUGAUGUAAAACUAAACCAUGUACAGUACAGUUCAUUCUUUACUGGCCUUUGCAAAGUCGGACUUAUUGAUAUUUCACUGAAAAUGUUCCGCAGCCUAAGUGCUUCUGGAUACAAACAUGACCUGAUUUCAUACAGUACCUUAGUCAAUGGAUUCUCUAUGCUAGGUGAUGUGGAUUCCGCCAGCAAACUUCUGGAGGAGAUGAUCAAUAAUAGUUUUGUUCCUGAUUCCUAUACUUUUGGGAUGCUGAUUCACAGGUGCUGUAAGGUUGGACUCUUGGAGAAAGCCAUAGAACUGUUCAAUGUGAUGUGGGAAAGUGGUCUCUUGCCUAAUAUUUUUGUUUGGAAUGUUAUUGUUGAUAGGAUUUGUAAAGAAGGGUAUUUAGAGCAGGCAUUGAAGCUUAUCUAUGAAAUGCAAGAUCAAGGCAUUUUCCCCAAUUCAUAUACAUAUCAUGCAAUUAUUAAGAAGUUGUGUGAAGAGAAAAAAUCUGAAAAGGCACUGGGACUCCUUCCUUCAAUGCUUAAGAUGGAUGUUCUUCACACCAGCUGUUUUAGCUCCCUUAUCGAUGGGUUUGUAAAACAGUCAAACCCGAAGAAGGCUUUGAUAUUGUAUGAAAGAAUGCCAAGACUUGGAAUCACUCCGAAUACAGUCACAUAUACAAUUCUUAUCAAUUUAUUCUGCCAGAGAAACAAAAUGCAACAAGCCUGUAAUAUUUUCAAGGAUAUGAAAAAAAGGGGUUUUAUUCCAGAUGAGGUUACUUACACCUGUCUGAUCGAUGGAUUUUGCAAAAUACAUCGCAUGGAUUUGGCCAAUUUGUUGUUUGAUGAAAUGAUGACAAAUGGUGUAACUCCUAAUGUGAAGACUUAUACAGCUCUCAUUGCUGGGUACAAGAGGCUUGGAAACAUUGAUAGAUGUUAUGAGUUGUUUGAUGAAAUGAAGAAGAAAAGAAUUUUUCCAGAUGAUAUUGCGUGAAUACCUGUGCUACAUUGAUCCUGGAUCUUCCUUCGGUUUAGAGAGUGUUAGAAAACUGUGAAAAAGAUGUGACUGUUACUCUAUGAAAUGUGGAGAAUGGUUCUAUGCUAUAUAUGGAGAUUGGAGGAGCAUGACCUUAACCUGGUUAUUUAAAUAUCUCAUGAGCUGUGAUACUUGAUUACAUGGCAAGGACACAUUUCCAGAUAAGUAACGUAGUAUGCUCAUCUAUGGAUGCACGAGUGGAUUGUGAAAGAAGUAGAAGUUCAUUUGCCUCUGGCUUUAAUUUUGACGAAUCUAUGAGAUAGGAGUUCAAUUCCAGUUACUGGAACAGCUGGAGACUCCAGCUUAAAGCCCUAGCCCUGAACAGUGUUUACAAUAAGCUGUACUUAAGUGAGAAUCACGCUUUCAAGAGUGGAUUUGGAUUGAGCAUCACGCUUUCAAUGGCCAUUCUCAGAUUGUUUAUUUCUGGAGUACCAUUGCUGUCCCAUAUUAUUUAUACAUUGCUUCUUUCCUUUUGUUCCUGAGAUUCUAGUGAAGAUUCAAGGCCUUUGCAGUCAUUAUCUACAAUGGCUAAUGCCAUAUGAAGCCAUUCUCUUUUCCAAUAAGUUCCUUGAGCCUGGGCCUGAC